AUGACUUGAAGGAGACAAAUAUCAUAUCCUGCAACAUUCUCUCACCCUACAAUUGAACCUCCGCAAGGAAGACGCCUGCGAAGGAAGGAAGUGAGGAGAGUGUUAAGGAUUUAUAUUGCUUUGAGUCUGUGCGGAAAAAUCAUGAAUGUCACAGGAACCCUGAUAACCUCAGAUAAUGAGGAAUCCCUCAUUGUCACGUCCCUGGCUCUCUUCUCCAAACACGCCACGAAGCCUCCCAACACAGAAGUUUCUCCUGUCACCUUAUCUCCGGAAUGGUCACGCGUAGCUCGUCUCUUGCUCCUGUCUUGUCUCUCAGUGAUUGGGAGCGUGGGCAAUGUCUUCCUCAUCUCUUCCAUCAUGAUUGAGGAUCAUCUCAAGAAAGCUGGAAAUGCUUUUAUUGUGAGUGUGGCUCUGGCAGAUCUUCUUGUCACCAGCCUUCUGAUACCAUCGUCGACAAUUCUCCUUUUGGCUGGAAUUGAUGAUUCCCUGUCUGUUUGCAAGUUCCAAUGGUUUCUUGCAGCAUGCGCAUUCCUGGUCAGCGUCCUCUCGCUCUCGACAACAGCCGUGGAGAACUACCUGCGUCUAUGCACAUCCCAGGAGAAUAGCAACAAGACCUGGUUCAACAAGACCUCCACAACGGUGAUUCUCCUGCUCAUUUGGUUUGUCGGUGGGACAUCUUCUGGGUUGCAAUUUGUAUUUAGCCUGAGUUUUGACUACUGCACGCGCAAAUCUACGGGAAUUGUGCCAUAUCAGAUGGCCAUUGUGGCACUGCUCAUUGUCUUGCCCAUCAUUCUGACCUUCUACACUCAUGUCAGGAUCAUUCUCGAUGUUCGUCGAUUCAUGGGAGCGCCAAAUUUUAAGCCGUCGCUGGCUUACACGUGGGAUCUUGCCUUGGCACGGACUAAUUUCUACAGCUUCCUCAUUUUCAUCAUCUUUUGGCUGCCAUUUGGGGUGGUGUUCACCUACGGCACCACCAAGAUCAUCCCCAACUCGAGGAUUCUCUACAACACCGCGUGGUUUGGUUUGAGCAAGUCCUGCAUCCACAAUGUAGUGUACUGCCUCACCAAUCGUCAUUUCCGGAAUGCAUAUGUGAGUCUCUUUCACUAUUGCUGCUGCAAGACAAAUGUGUCCACAGCCAGACGCAAUAGAGCAGCCGAAGUAGCCAGGCCCGCAGCCGACGUGCGUGUCCAUAUUAUUCCGGGUUACAAUAUGUACUCGUACACGGGCCCCCAGAGGAAUUAUCACUGGUACUGGGGCAAGCGCCUAGCCCAGAGAGAAUUAUGAUGAAGCGAGGAAGAAUGCUGAAUGACCAGCAAGAACUGUGUCCGUCUAAAUAAUCCCAAUCAGUGUCUGUCUUUUGGUGGUCACAUUGGGGAACAAAGUCCCACACUCUGCCGAUGAAUACAGAGGAUCUUGUCCAUGGAGAGCACACUGAGAGAAAUCCGAAAAAGUUAAAAUAACAUUCCGGAAAUGUUAAUUUUACCCUGCUGUGUUGAUCCAAAAUCGGUGUAAAUAUUACCCUUUUUAGGUGUAUUGGGGAUUGAAGUUACCCUUUCUUCAUGUUGAUUUUACCCUCAAAAGGUGUAAAAUUAACAUUAAAAAAUGUUGAUAUAUUUUUACACCUAAAAAGUGUUAAAGUUAUGACGAAAAAAAGUUAAUCGCACCCUCUUUUUUUCUCAGUGCACUCUCGAGUUUUCAGAAUAAAAGGUAAGGGCCCCUUAUUUUAAUUAAUAAGGAUUAUUCCGGAUUAUUUUUGUGGGAAAAAGCAUUGAAUCAUCUUCCAAUCUCUCUCAGAAAUUUCAGCUAUUUGAUUCGCUAAUGAAUUUCCUGAUAACAUACUUCUUAUCUUUUUAUUCACUACCUGGGGUAAAUUGUAAAACAGUAAAUGCCUUAUUUACAUAAUAUUAUUCCAGCGUUUAAAAUUGGAAUUUAGGUCAGUGAAUAAAUUUAUUUCGUCGUGUUUUCAAUCAAGCUGUAAUCAUU
Phlebotomus papatasi is the source of this 1983-nucleotide messenger RNA. RefSeq names its product melatonin receptor type 1B-A-like. Gene Ontology annotation, molecular function: G protein-coupled receptor activity. Bases 142 to 1284 code for a protein of 380 amino acids. Gene Ontology annotation, cellular component: membrane. The transcript has 3 exons. NCBI's taxonomy places the organism in Eukaryota, Metazoa, Arthropoda, Insecta, Diptera, Psychodidae. Gene Ontology annotation, biological process: G protein-coupled receptor signaling pathway. The record is from RefSeq and is a predicted model, not a curated record.